AUGCGAGUGGGCGCAGGGGACGCCCUCAUAGGCCAGGACAUCGACGGGGCGAUGGCCGGCAUUUCCGGCGGCGAGCGGCGGCGCGUGUCGGUUGGCAUCAGCCUCGUGACGGAUGCGCGCGUGAUUUUCUUGGACGAGCCGACCACCGGGCUAGACUCUGAGAGCGCUGAGUCACUCGUGGGCGUGCUCGCCAGGCUGGCUUCUGCCAGGGGCAAGAUGGUGGUGUGCACAAUCCACCAGCCCAGCAGCGAUGUGUGCGCAAUGUUUGACGACAUGCUGCUGCUGGCCAAGGGCCGCCUUCUCUACUGCGGGCCCUGGACCUCUGCUGACAACCACUUCUGGGCUGCCGGAUACAAAGGCAAUUUUAUGGUCACAGGAAUGCUGGACAAGAUUGCGAUGUCUAUUUCUGCCUUGAGCACGAAUGCAGAGCCGGAGAGGCCGGGAGCAUCUAUUGUCCGUCAGGUGGCGAUCCUGUCAGCAAGAUUUGCGCGAUCAUGGCUUCGGAGCCCGGCCAGCCUGGGCAUGCCGGCUGCCCAGUAUCUUUUGGCUGCCUUACUAAUAGGCAACAAUGCGCUGAACAUUGCGUACGCACAGAAGCCGCUGCUGAGGCGAGAGGUGCACGCGGGCCACUACAGCUACUUGGCCUUCUACACAGCAAAUUGCCUGACCUCCCUGCCUCUGCAGCUGGCCUACACUGCCAUCUACACGAUCACCGUCUACUUCCUGGUGGGCUAUCAGCGGACCUGCGCCAAGUUUAGCGUGUUUUCAGCCAUAGCUCUUCUGCUAGGGCUCAUCAGCGAGACUCUGGGCAUCCUAUGCUCGGGGCUCUUUCGCUCCCAGCUGCUCGGCGCCAUUGUGCUUCAGGGCCUCUAUGUGCCGCUGCUCAUGUUUGUCGGCUUCUUUCAGACGCACACACCGGCGUACCUGGAGUGGCUACGGGAGCUGUCCUUUGCAUCCUAUGGCUACAGCGCCCUGGUGAAGAACGAAUUCAUGGGGCUGCAGCUGCGCAGCGGGGAUGCUGUGGUGGUCACCAACGCGGAGACGUCUAUUCCAUCCAACAUAGAGUCCGAGCACAGCAUUGCAAGCAGCAUCGGCGUGCUGCUGUGCAUCCUUGUCGGCUUGCGGAUAGUUGUGUAUGUUCAGAUGUGCAUCUCCAUCAGGCGCAAAUUUCUGUGA
Molecule: messenger RNA, 1176 nt
Organism: Coccomyxa subellipsoidea C-169
Lineage: Eukaryota; Viridiplantae; Chlorophyta; Trebouxiophyceae; Coccomyxaceae
Exons: 8
Coding region: 1-1176 (391 amino acids)
Cellular component (GO): membrane
Molecular function (GO): ATP hydrolysis activity; ATP binding; ABC-type transporter activity
Source: RefSeq, a predicted model, not a curated record